This is a messenger RNA of Racocetra fulgida, 440 nucleotides long. NCBI's taxonomy places the organism in Eukaryota, Fungi, Glomeromycota, Glomeromycetes, Diversisporales, Gigasporaceae. The record is from the annotation of a GenBank genome assembly.
AAUAAGUUUGAUCAAACGGAGAAAGAAAAAGUUGCUCUUGUACAAGAAAAAGCUGCUCUUGCACAAGAAAAAGCUGCUCUUGCACAAGAAAAUGCUAAAUUUGAAAAAGAUAAAGCGGCAAUUACUCAAGAGCUUGCAAAGGAAAAAACUAACCAUGAGAAUCUUCGAAAAAGAGUGAGUAACAUGCAAAAGAGUUUUAAAACCGUAGCCCAAGCUGAACAAAUAAAGAAAGAGCUAGAAGAGUUGAAGCAAAAACAUCAAGAUGUUUCUAAAGAGUUAGAAGAAACGAAGCAGCAAAGCUUGGAGCUCACAAAGCAAAUCGAAGGACUAAAGAAAGAAUUACAAGAAGAGAAGGAGAAAACAUCAGAUUAUCUCCGGUAUAAAGCACAAGAAUCGAUGUUUUCUAGCAAAAUUAAAAAGCUGGAAGCAGAAAAGGCAGA